AUAUGCCUCAACACAAUUACGGAAGGUGGAAGAAUUGAUUGCUGCAAGCAUACGUUUUGUCUAGAUUGUAUUAAGCAGUGGUCAAAGGUAGUGUAUUUCGCCCGAAUUUUAUUUUUAAGAGUUCAAAUCACUGUCCUGAGUGCAGAAAGGCUUUUCACUAUAUAACCCCUUGUAAAGUUUUUAAAAAUGAAGAAGAACUUCAGAGCAACUACUCCAUGCAUUCAGAUAAUUUCGAUUCAUCGAACGGAGAGAGGAUCGACAUCACCGAUCUCCAGUGUAAUAUUAGAGGAAGCGGAUUGCUGA
Molecule: messenger RNA, 303 nt
Organism: Blastocystis hominis
Lineage: Eukaryota; Bigyra; Opalinata; Blastocystidae
Exons: 2
Coding region: 187-303 (38 amino acids)
Source: RefSeq, a predicted model, not a curated record